ACAGUUCUCUGAGAUUCGACUAGGAGUUUGUGGAUCUGCGGAUCCUGUAAUUUUUACACGAUACAGCCGCUUUGUUUAUACGCUGAAAAAUAAUCAGCUUGGCUAUUAGCUGUAGUGUUUGUGUUUACUCGCCGAGUUCUAUAGGCAAAUCGAGUACUACGUGACGUUGUCCUAAAUAUUACGAGUUUUGACUUGACAAUAAAUUCAUUGAGAAAAAUAUUGCGAGCACGUUGAACAAGUGCAAUGCAUUUGUUUUCUCGGUGAAUCUGAAAUUGCGAAACGUCAAAAUAAAACGGAAAAUUGUAUUAUGCGCGUUCUCGAAAGAUGUGAGGGGGAUCGAGCAAUAGAUCGCAGACUACAAACAAAAACGCAAGUCUCACGGCGAGCGUCAGUAAGCAAUUGGGAUGAUCCGCAAUGACGCUACCAGUGUCGAACUACGAAGACCUGCUAGACCAGGUGCAGAAGCUCACUCAAGAGACGAUUCUCUUGCAGGAGCAACUUUCGGCGGACCUGAUUGGCGCGCCGGAUGACUCGGCCGACGUUAACCACAACCUCGCGCUCAUCCAGAAGAAUUACGAGAGAGGUAUCGAGCUGGCCGACAGCGUGCUCGAGCGAUGCGAGCAAACGGAGCUCUGCCAGACGAGCCAGGCGUCCUCGUUGUCCGCCCCGAACAUUGCCAGCUUGCCACAGCGAAGAUCCGAGGGUUACAGCGUCGGUUUGAAAAUCCCACCGGGUGAUCCCUACUCGCGUCUCAAUGUCUGGCGAAACAAGAACCGACAUCUCUUUUCUCAGGAUCAGCAGUCUGGCAGUCCGAGUCAUCAAGACGCAUGGGAACGACGACGUCCCUUGUCAUUACACGGCCCACGAGAAGAAUUACUCUUCGGUCCUGGUGCAUCGUGGGCAAGUCACAAUCCACCUCCAAGUCUAUCAGACUCGUGCCUCGGACCACCUCCGGCGAGCUCCUCUUCGCUUCAGUCGCUCCACCGUCCUUCCGCCGAACAAACCGAGCAGAUUCCUUCGCUGCUCAGGCCUACGUCUUCCGGCAUCUCCACGCCUGAUUCAUAUGCCAAAAGCACUCAUAGCUAUGAGCUCGAUGAAAGCAGCACUGAAGAUGAUAGUCGUCCAAGUUCUUCCUUGCAAGCCCAAAGGCUGCCAAAGCCACCUAAUGUUUGGCCAGUAAAAAGAGAUUCAUGGGGUUCAACUCAAUCUGUAGAGCUACCUGCUCCACAAAUUGGAUCUGUAACGCAGAAGGACUUACCAAAUGCCAUGAGCAUGUCUUCAACAGCUGGAAUGAAUAUCUCAUCUAGCAUACAGGGUCAGCGACGCUUGGGUGCUAAAAUGGAUGUGGUUUACAGUUUACUGAGCAUGCUGGGUAGUACAGAGGGUCGAGAUGACAUGAGUGCCACUCUGCUGUCAAUGAGUAACUCAGUUGACAGCUGCUUAGUCAUGAGGCAGUCAGGUUGCCUGCCACUUCUUAUUCAAUUAAUUCAUGCACCAGGCCAAGACCCCGAAACUCGGGAACGAGCCUCCAGGGCACUAUACAACAUCGUCCAUGCGAGGGGAGAUGAGAAAUCAAGCAGACGUGAGGCACGAGUUUUGAGGCUACUGGAACAAAUCAGAGAUUACUGUCAGAUGCUAAGGAAUUCAUUGGAGACUAUGCCGCUUACCGACGACGAGACUGAUAGGCAUCCAGGAGCAACGAUUGCCGCUUUGAUGAAACUCUCCUUUGAUGAGUCUCAUCGACAUGCUAUGUGUCUCCUGGGUGGAUUGCACGCUGUAGCCGAGCUCAUUGAAAUGGAUCAUAUAGCUCACGGAAGCGAAUGUGAAGAUCCAAAUUGCAUUACGCUUAGGCGCUACGGCGGGAUGGCAUUGACGAAUUUGACCUUCGGGGAUAGUAAUAAUAAGGCGCUCUUGUGUUCGUUCCGCCAGUUUAUGAAAGCAUUGGUUUCUCAGCUUCGAAGUUCAAGCGAUGACUUGAGGCAAGUCACCGCAAGUGUUCUACGUAAUCUUUCAUGGAGAGCAGAUAGCAGUAGCAAGCAAACUCUUCGUGAAGUGGCUGCCGUGGCGGGCCUAAUGAAAGCUGCAAUGGAAGGUCGCAAAGAGUCCACCCUCAAGUCCAUACUCUCUGCUCUAUGGAAUCUUUCGGCUCACUGCACCACUAACAAAAUGGACAUCUGCGCCGUCGAAGGCUCGUUAGCUUUUCUAGUCGAUAUGCUAAGUUACAACGCACCUUCUAAGACUCUUGCAAUCGUCGAGAAUGCUGGUGGUAUUCUUAGGAACAUAUCCAGUCAUAUCGCUGUUAGAGAUGAUUACAGGGCUAUUGUCCGCGAGCGUGGCUGUUUGCAGGUGUUACUUCGACAGUUGAGAUCGCCAAGCUUGACAGUUGUGAGCAAUGCCUGUGGAGCACUCUGGAACUUGUCUGCACGUUGUCCUCAAGAUCAAAAGCUGCUUUGGGAUCUUGGCGCAGUGCCCAUGCUUCGAAGUCUUAUCCACUCCAAACAUAAGAUGAUUGCAAUGGGCUCGAGUGCAGCUUUGAAGAAUCUUCUCAGUGCACGUCCGAACGGAACUAAUAUUGUACAUCUGGACUCCACUGCCAGAGGAUUAGGUUUGCCAAGUUUGCCUAGUCUGAUGGCUCGAAAACAAAAAGCUCUUGAGCAGGAAAUCGAUCAUAACUUAGCAGAAACUUGUGACAACAUCGAACCAAGUAAUUCUCCGGUGAAUAAAGAGGACAAGUUUACUUUUCGGCUUGAACAGACUCUGCUCGAUACUCCAAUCAGAAGCGGAAAAUCGCUUCAUCAACCAGCUGUCUAUUCAACUUAUGCGAAUCAACCAGGAACUUCUGGAAUAAAAACUGGAUUUGCUCGUAGCGAUAGCAGAGAGUCCAUGCGUUCGGUUACCAGCACACAAUCGGACACGAUUUUCGAAAAAGUAAAUCGACAUGCUUCUAAUGGAGUUUCGUCUUUGGAUUUGCAAUCGACUUCAGUCCACUCGCCGAGUAAUUAUGAUUCCUCAAAAUCGAGCAAUGGACGUUCAAAAGCUUUAUCAGAAAAAAAGUAUACUUUGCGUUAUAUGAAUGCAAUUCCAGAACGUUUGAAGCCGGGCGAUCCUCUCCCAGAUUUACGAGGCUUGAAAUACACCGAUUCAACCAUAUCGUGGGCCACAGCGCCAAACCAAGAUAUUACCUGUCCAAAAGGUCUACUCCAUUCAUCAGUUGAUGAUAACUUUUCGAUAACAAACUCGGGCUCGUCAAAAAACAUAACACCGGAGUCAAGCACUUACAAUUUGUUAGGAGCAAGGGCAAAGUCAACAAUUGUUACUCAUAGUAACAUUCCCCAGAAGAACAUGAAAGUUACAUCUCCUUUAGCAGAUUCUUCAAAAGUCUUUGCCGAAAUAGCAUUGAAUCAGCAAACAGACUGUAGUCUGAAAUAUGCUUCGGAUGAUGAUAAGCAAAGCUCUGCUUACUACACUGGCACUGAUCCCGAUACUGGCAAGACUUAUUGCGCCGAGAGUACACCUUAUCAGAGUUCGUUGAACUCAUCUCGAGCUUCAUCUAUCUCUGAUGCUCACGAGGACGGCAAGGUCAAGAUGAAUUUCAGAAAACUCCGUGAACCUCAGAAGUUCUCUUAUGCCUCAAAACUUCCAACUGCUGACGCUCUUAUUGGACAAAAUCUUAAAGAUGAAUCUCAUAAAGUCUCGCGAAAUGACUCUUUACGCUCUAAUACGACUUCUAAUUCUGAGAAAACACUGAACGCUGAUGAAUACAAAUCACUAGAAAGCGACAGUGCUAUUUUUGAAGGAGAACGUAGACAGGGAGAAAAUUCAGACGUACCUAGUUUUAGUUCUCUUGGGAAUGAACUCGAAGAAGAUUUGCAAGUUGAUAAUACUCUAGUGCGAUACAAAACUAAUGCAAGCUUGAACAACAUUGACAUUCAAGAUGCAAAUGAUGACGCAUCAGACCAAACAAGUCCAUUGGCUUCGCUAGAAAACUAUGGCCAGCAGCACUUGCAAGAUGACGAAGACUUUAGCGAAAUGACACACACCAUAGAUGACUACUACACGGUACAAGACACUUAUACUGUCGGCAAAAAUGUCGAUAAAAAUCCUCAGAGUCCGUGUGACGACGACUGCACAAUAUCAACGAUGACCUUUACGUCAAUCGAUGACAAAGAUACUCGUUCCAACUGCUUGAAGAGCGGGAUCGAGACCAGCGAGACUCUCACAGAGAACAUGCAUACUGCAGUUACAUCUAACUCGGAGAGUUGUGAAUCAUUCGACUCGAUUGAAAGAUCAGAGCAUCACCUCCUUGAACUAUGCAUUCAGUCUGGAGUUUCAAAUCCAGAAGCGCUUUUAUCCACUGGAUCAAGGGUUGCAUCUAAAUCUCGUACCACAGCAGAUGUAACUGAUAACUCGACAGACACAAUGGUUACUGCAAAAGAUAGUAAGACUGUGUCUCAACAAGAAGAAGUUACUGGUAAAAAGGAGGAGGAAUAUCGAAGACAGCGAGAUCCUGACGCGAUGAUAGCUUCUCUCGAUCGGCUUACAGCUGCAUUAGUGCAACAAACAGAAGCAAUGCGAGAGCGUGAAUUCAGCGCAAUGAAGUCUAGUCUCCCAAGUGAUCAGAAUACCUGGAACGAAGACUCACCAAAUGAUUUUUCGUUUCCAAGUAUCAGCAUGAGUGCACCUCUGGUCGCCUCCUUCAAGAGCGAUGUUGAUCAAAUUACCGACGAAGGUAGUUUAGGAAACAGCAUGACCGAAUCAAGGAUCAUCGAGAUGGAAGCUAACAAACUUGCAGCUGCUGUUAGUGCUGAUGUUAAUCAAGUUAGUCUUACGCAUCUUGAUCUCGACGCCAUUAAUCCGCCCUCGAACAUGGGCAGUCUCGUAUCGCUCACUACAAGCAUUGGUGGCACCACUGACAUCGUAGAUAUUUCAGGAGAUAAGAGCCGGUGCAAUUCAAACUCGCUGCCGCCAAUGUACUCAUCAGGUGGCAGAAAGAAAUCGUUGCCAAUGUCUGGCGUUGUUGCGCGACGAGCUCUGAAUCAUGGCCAAAAUUGUACCGGUAGUUUGGAGAAUUUGCUAAACGAGUACGCCAACGCAAACAAUUCACAGCUAGAAAAUGUCAAGCCACCAUCGGUUAUGGACGAGUUGUUAGAUGUAGCUGACAUGGAGAAUAGUAUGCUGAGUGUUGCUAGUAUAACUUCGGAAAUUGCUGACUGCAAGGAGAACGAUUCUAAUAGUUUAACCGGAAGUGAUACAGUCUUCGAUUUUAUCAAACCUGUUGCCAAUGUAUUGUCUAUGACGUGUUUGCGUAACAUUGAGACAAUGGAAGGAAGUGCCAACAAUAGCUUAAGUGAAUGUCUCGAUAAUAUUAAUCCACCGUCUCUCUUCAAUGAAAUUAGCCGAAUCGAAAAUUCGACCUUGGAGACAAAUACUCAUUGCAGUGAAACUCUCUGCGCUGAUGCGGACGUUUACAGUGAAGACGCGACGCAUUGUGUGUUUGACGAGCGCAUUGAGGAAAUAGCUAAUGAUACCGACGAUGGGGUUACUCCACUUUCCAGCGAAUAUAAUAGUUCCAUGGAGUCUACUCCCAAAAAGCGGCUUUCUAAAAAUCUUCCCGGUCAUUUGACACCAAAACAAAAGCGACAACUAACCAAGGAAAGGUACAAAACAUACACUAUUGCGGCGGAACGUAUCAGAAAGGAGCAACAAGAAUUUAAAAAGCAAGAACAAGCCAAUGAAGAAGCUGUUAAAAAUUUAGGUGGCAAAUGUUCUCCAUUUACAAAGCGUACUCCCAAGCAGCGUCGUCAAGAAGAUAGAGCAAGAUUCCAAACGCAAGUGCUUGAUUCACCAACUAUUAAUACGCCAACAUUAACAAACGACGCUACAAUUGAGAAUGAGAAUACUAAAGUAAAAAGUACCGAAAAAAGUGGCAUUCCUUCCCUCGUAAAAACUGGUAUACCCAUGUUUAGGAAAUUAAAUGGAACUAACACUUACAAAAUCAAUCGAAGCACCAGUCCAGGAAAUGCAAAUGCAAAUGGUGAAUCAGACGUAAUAACAGUCGCACAGAGUGUAAAUGAAAAAAAUGUUAAUAUUUUUGUAAAAGCCAAAUUCGAGGGCGAGUGUAUGAGCUUGCCGAUUAUGGAACCGACGAGCUUGAUAAAUGGAGUAUCGAAAAAGCUUUCAAAUCAAACUCUUCCGCAAGGUGUAGAAGCUAAGCAUCAAGAAUUCUUUGCCCAGGAUAAAAAUGAGUUGGAAGAGUCGCACUCGGAAAGUGAUAAUGAUUCCGACAAAGAAGACGCUAAUCAAGUUAAGGGUCGCCCUCGAAUCGUAAAACCAGGAACUCUAUCAAGAGACUUAAGUGUGGAGUCUAACGGUUCUAUCGCGGAAAAAUCAGAGCCAGAAGCACCCAAGGGAAUACGCGGUCGAAGAAAACCUUUAUACUCCACGCCAAAUACAAGGAAGUCAACGCCUCAAUCGUCUCCUCUGAAACAAUCAACGGCAAUUGUGCAAAUUCCUAUCAGUCGUAGUAACACAUCACCUAUUGUUCGAGCCACGAGAACAUUGCAAUUGAGGCAAGUCAAUAGUUUCCAAAAGUCCAAUAGCACUCCGAAAAUGAGUGCAAAUGCCGUGCAACAACUUACCACUACGACUCCAACACAAGCUAAACGCAGCUCUAUACCACAAAAAGGGUACUCCAUGACGUUUACCAAGGCGACAAAGAGAUUGAGUAUACCCGUGACCGCAGAAAAAGUCGAAAGUUCAGUCAAACCUCUGGAGAGACAAGGCACUUUUACUAAAGACGAACCUGAAAUGGAUAACACACAUAUGGUUUUACCCAUGUCACCGUGUAAUUCCAAGCUGAUUAGGCCUAGUAGUGGAGUCUUCAAACUGUCACCAAAAACAACUCCUAUCCAGACCAAAUCAAAAAUUUCGAUGCGAACGCCACAAAAACCAACCACCCCAAAGCUCACAAAAACAACAAGCGUUGAAAAAAUCGCUACACCAACAGGUAUCCCAAGUAUAGCUAAACGUUCGUCGACGAAUCUUGGCAAUACCGGGGUGGUAAAGUCCUCGUCUAACUAUCAAAUAGUGAAUCUGCCAAAUGAAAGUGGCAUCCCACGGAAAGUUUCGCUAGGUCCACGUUCAAACAGCAAUUCCAGCAUUGUGUCCAAUUCAUCCAAUCAGGGAACGCGCAAAAUGGUCAAAGAGACUACCAGCAGGAUUGCCAGCUUAUGGAAAAAAGUAGAGGAGAAGAAAAAAAAACAGGGAUAUGAGAGACCUGACACUAGGCAAUGGAUCACGCAUAGUCGUGAUUCCACUGAAGUUGAUACCAAUGGUGAUGAAGCUUGCAAGCUGUACAGGAGUUCCACUUUUGAAGGAAUUACUAAUGACUCGGCCAACUCGCGUUAGGACUCAGGCUCAACUUCUGGGAAAAAAUCACGAAAGCAUGAAACUAAUAUUAGUAGAAAAUCUAAUUGAGGAAAGUUAACUAGUUUGUUAUUCGCCUUUGAAUAUAUUUUUUAGAGCUUUUAGUUUAGAGAAAAGCUAAAAAUUUAUGACGAUGUCUGAAUUUGCACUUUAAUAAUUUGUGAAUCAAUGAUAGCAUAAAAAAUUUAAACAUAUAUAAAAAAUAAUUGUCCACUUUUAAAUGCCGUUCUAUCAAUGGUCAUUGAAUGUAAUCCGAUUGAUGUUAAACUUUUCAAAAUGAGAUUUUCUUACUAUGAGAAAGAUCAUUAAACAGGAGGAUCUAAUACUAUUGUUCUUUUUUAUAAUUUCAAAAAAUAUGUUCUAUGAGAAAUUAUAUUUAAGAUUUGAGAUCGAUUGUUAUUUAGUUACAUUUUAUUAUUUAACAAAACUUAUUAAUACGUAUGUAAUUACAUUCAAAUUAAUUUACGGUUCUGAUUUAUAAAUUUUGGAUAAAAUUAAAUUUCUAUAUUCAUAUUUGAUUUUUCUAUUUAUGCAAUUCAACUAUUACAUGUUCAGCAAAUUCACUAUUCCAAGAUUAUAGAUUUUAUUAAGAUAUUGAAUGUAAAAAAAUAAUACAGAAUAAUUAUAUUAAGCUGCAUAAAUACAAAGCAUAUAGUUUCUAAAGACCUUGAAAUAUAUUUUUACCGAUUGAAUGUAAUAAAAGUGAUAAUCUACUUCAUUCAGCUUCGAAGUACAGAUCCAAAUCAUUUAAAAUAAAACUAAAAUCCGUAACAUGACAUCUUAAAAUUUUCACAUGCUUAAAAUGUAUAUAAGCAACGCAUGAAGUGAAUUCCCUAAGGUUGAGUCGAUCUUUUGCAUUUGAAAGCAAAUAAAUUAUCGACUGUUUAUCGAUUCUGUAUAUAAAAUCUAUACAAAAUGUGUAGAGAAAAAGUUUAGUUAUCAAUUGCAUCUUAAGCUUGCAAUCAUUGUACAUCCAAAAAUCGACUAGAGCAGAAAAGAACUCUUACAAUUUAUAAUGAAUAUCGACACGUAGUAUUUUUUGUUUUCAAGUUAGCUUUAUUUCUUUUCAAGCAUCGUACCUUGCAAAAGCAACGAGUCUUCAGUAUCUAAUUUUUGCUUUCAAAGACUGAUAAGGACAUAUUCUAGUUAAUGAUAUAAAGCUGUCUAAAAUCUAGUUUCUUUUUUAUGACAGUUUUCAGUAAUGUAAACUAAUUAAACGCGUGACUUAACUAAUUAGCAUCUGAAAAUGACUAGAUUCAUUUAAUCAAUCAAAGCAUAUAUUACAGUAAGAAAUUUUGUCUCUAGUCUAUAUUACAUUUUCAGUUAAAUAUACCAUGAAUCAAAGCAAAAGUUGUUAGUUUCUUGUCAAUGUUGCAAAUGACAAAUGAAUCAGAAAUUACUUAUAUGUUUAUUUACUAUUUCAUCUUUUUUAAUUUAUGAUCAAAACAAUUACGUAGAUCUGUGAUGUUAUUGUUAUGUAUAUAUUUACCGUAUUGUUGAAUUAUUUGGUAAUCACAAUUUCCCGCUCAAAUAAGUAUCUCGUUCAUCUCGAAAAAAAUUUCUUGGAAAAGAAAGUUCUUUGAAUCAGCGAGGUAGAAUUACCAUUUACAUGUUUAGUUUAUUUAUUUAUACUAUUACUUUGAACGUUGUUCCAACGUAUUUUGAAGUUCCCUGCAUCCAGUUCGAAUUAACUAGUGUUAAUUCGCAUAACUAGGAAUAAAUUCAGGGUAUAUACUUUGUACAUUGAUUUGUCAACAAAUAUCGUCAAAAAAUACAGACUCUCGAUGAAAACAUUUUCUGUAUAGUCAUUUUGUAAUAACUUUUAUCUUUCCCCAAUCGCCUUUAGCCUGUAAGCAUAAUAUUUUGUCAGUAAACAUUUAAGUUUGAUCAAUACUUUUGAAAUUUGUAUAUUAUCGUUUAAAAUAUAA
Molecule: messenger RNA, 9353 nt
Organism: Phymastichus coffea
Lineage: Eukaryota; Metazoa; Arthropoda; Insecta; Hymenoptera; Eulophidae
Exons: 17
Coding region: 415-7407 (2330 amino acids)
Biological process (GO): positive regulation of protein catabolic process; regulation of cell differentiation; pattern specification process
Cellular component (GO): cytoplasmic microtubule; beta-catenin destruction complex; catenin complex
Molecular function (GO): microtubule binding; beta-catenin binding; gamma-catenin binding
Source: RefSeq, a predicted model, not a curated record